This is a messenger RNA of Anastrepha obliqua, 1641 nucleotides long. RefSeq lists its product as uncharacterized. The transcript has 4 exons. Gene Ontology annotation, biological process: proteolysis. Gene Ontology annotation, molecular function: serine-type endopeptidase activity. The coding region runs from base 259 to 1422 and encodes 387 amino acids. The record is from RefSeq and is a predicted model, not a curated record. NCBI's taxonomy places the organism in Eukaryota, Metazoa, Arthropoda, Insecta, Diptera, Tephritidae.
CCAUAUGCUUAUGGACAUACAUAUAUUAUGCCAAGCUGCCGCAGCGAGCAUCUAAUAGAUUAUUAAACGUUGCAACGACAAGAACAGCAAGAGCAAAUUCGCGCCCAAGUGCAUCCUAGAUUAUUAGCAACCCAAAAAACAGUUCUAUACUUCAGGUAGUGGUAACGUUGGUGAACUUGAGUUCCAGAAGCACAUACAAAAAUUCUUCGAGUGCUGUGAAAAAGAAAAAUACAUAUCAAGAAAUUGUUUAGUUCUAAAAUGUUACGUCCACAACACAAAGCAAGAGUGUAUCUAUUUACACUGGGAAUAAUCCUUAUUUACUUUAGUGGCACAUGCAGCUCAUCUCAGCCGCCGUAUCAAGUGUCACUUUUUGUCUCACUGCAUCCUCGCGCACCGCCAAUACAUUAUUGUAAUGGAGUAAUUGUGCAUAGUCGUUUGGUCUUAACCACCGCCAGUUGUACCUACUAUCAGUCGUCAGUGAUUGAAGCGGAUGGUAUGCCUGCGUUGCGUAUUCCAGUGGAAAAAAUCAGUGUUGUGCCAGGCAUAGCGGGAAGUUAUAAUGUUGUGAAUACCUUCAAUGUGUUAGAUGUUAACAUUGCGCAAGGUUUUAAUAGCAGCACUUUGACGAAUAACUUGGCGCUUCUCCAUUUGGAUACGUCCUUGCCGUUGGGCCGACGCGACGAUAUCCAAUGGAUUAUAUUAGAUGGUUAUGGGCACGAAGCGGAAGGAUUAUAUAUGGCGGCAUUUCCGUCAUUAAAUGAGGAUCCACAUUACAUGAUGUUGGAGAAUCUACGAAUAUUGCCUAAUGAACAAUGCGCACAAGCGGAUGUUAUAGCGCCAAUUAUUCGAAAGGAGGACAUUUGUACACGUUACCCAUAUGCGAAUUUAGUUGGACCAGAUUGCGAGUUGCCCGCCGAUUUCCCCGCAUUCAACUCCGAUUAUGGCACAGGACUGAUUAUCCGCAGCCACUUGGUUGCCUUGUUUUCGCACGCCAUUGCGAGUGCCAACAACCAAACUACCACCAACUGCCAUGAUCAGCAACACCUGAAGGCCAUUUUCACUGAUGUGGGACCACAUUUGGAUUGGAUUUACGGUAUUAUCGCAUAUGCGGAAGCGUUAGCCUUAACCCAAAACGAUUUCAUGAACUCGGCGCCUUACCAGCAAAUUGGCAAUAGCGCCAUUAUGCAUGUGUCCAAAGCAGCAGAGUCAACAUCGUUGGCAAUAGGUUCAACAAUAGCAACAACGCUGGAAACAACAGUCACGACUACUACUAAGACAGCUACAGCGAUGUCAAGCACCACAGAAGUAAAUUCGCCGCAGCCACUUAGCGUGAGCAGAGCACACAAGGCUACAAAUUUAGAGUUUGCGACUUUGCUCAACAGUUUAAUGCUUUUUUUGAUUUUUGCAUAUUUCAAAAACUGAGUGUGUAAUUCAAAAUUGAAACGGAUGAUGAUUUUCGAAUACCGUAUUCGUAUUCUCUUCAUAACAUUUCGUUAUGCUGCGAAAUUCACAUUUCAUCAAGUUUUGUAUGUUAGCUUAACAUAAGAAUAUGGUUGUAAAUAUAGGUGUAGUUAGUGUACGAUAAGACUGAUAAGCAACGAGAUAUUGAAGCAAUAAAAAUUUCAUAUUAUUUUCAUUAAA